AUGAACUUCGUCUCUGGAUUUUUCAGUGGCUUUGCACUUACUACUUCCGUUCUCUACAUCACCAUCACAGUCCACCGCGCAACACGGCUGGAACAGCGCCGACAAAUCCGCGAACAGGUUGAUCAAAUAAACUGGCUCGCCGCUUCUGCGGGUGCAUACGACCGGCGCUUCUUCCCAGAACAUAAGCCCCGAAGCCUUGAGGAAGGGAAAUCCCUGAAAGAGGAGCAGAUUACAAUCAAAGAUGUCUUGAAGCACAGGUGGAACCAGGAGAUCGGGAAAUUUGCCCGCAAUGCGCAAGGGAAUCGCUGGGAGAGUGUGAAGGAGACAGCUUGUAAGGGAUGGAACGAUAUGUUGCACUGGGUGAAAAAGGAUUGA
This is a messenger RNA of Penicillium daleae, 375 nucleotides long. Its product is annotated as MICOS complex subunit Mic12 family protein. Gene Ontology annotation, biological process: cristae formation. The record is from RefSeq and is a predicted model, not a curated record. Gene Ontology annotation, cellular component: mitochondrial crista junction; MICOS complex. The coding region runs from base 1 to 375 and encodes 124 amino acids. Lineage: Eukaryota; Fungi; Ascomycota; Eurotiomycetes; Eurotiales; Aspergillaceae. The transcript is spliced from 2 exons.